UCCACACCACAGCAGUACUAGUACACCGAGCCAAAGAAGAGAAUGUUCUUGGAUCCCCUUCCCUGUCUGCCACAACAUUCCUACUCCCCCACCCUCCUUCCAGUCCUCAUAAACAAACAAACCAACAAACCUUCCUCCUCCUCCUCUUCCUCCUCCUCCGGCGGCACCACUGGUCAUCGACCUCUCUUCCUCAUCUUCUUCUUCCGGGACGGUCUAUUCCUUCGUUGAGUCGGGAUCUUGGGCGGGAGAAUCCAGGAGUAAUUCGCCGGGUGGGUUUAGUUAGGUACCACAAUAAUCCAAAGGCCCGCCGGCCCUUCUUUUCCACGUCUCCAGAGGUCGCCGGAAUCUCUCCUCUUCUCCUCACCCAGUGGAUGUGCAAUCUCGUGUCGGCUCUCCGCGUAAUCUGGACGCUCUUCGCCUUCCACAUCGCAGCAACGUCUCGCGGGAUUUUGGGCUAGAUUGAGGUUUUGCGUGCGUGUGCCUGUGUGGGGAAAGUGCUUUCCUUUUCUCUCUUUUUUCCCCUUGGUUCCGCGAGGAUUUGGUUCUGGUGUGUGCGGGGGGCCGGAAUCUCUCUCUGCCUUUGAUCCCAAGCAACCGGCCGCCUCGUUCAUGUAGUGCGGCAUCCAUUGGAACCUGGGACUCCUAACAUGGCCUGCCUCAAGCUGGGAUCAAGGGCUGAUGUGUUCAGGAAGCAGGGCCAAGACUGGUAUUGCACUACUGGCCUUCCCAGUGAUAUAACUGUGGUGGUUGGGGAACAAUCUUUUCAUCUCCACAAGUUUCCUCUAUUAUCGAAGAGUGGCCUUCUGGAACGUCUCAUCAGAGAGAAAAUUGAGAAGGGAGAAGAUAGCUGUGCCAUUGAUCUAUCUGAUAUUCCUGGGGGAGCAAAGGCUUUUGAACUAGCUGCUAGGUUCUGCUAUGGUGUGAAGUUUGAAUUGACUUCCUCCAAUGUUGUGCACCUUCGCUGCGCUUCUGAGUAUCUUGAGAUGACUGAAGAUAUCGCCGAGGGAAAUUUGAUUGCGCAGACAGAGAACUUCCUUACCCAGACAGUUCUCAAAAGCUGGAAAGAUUCAAUCAAGGCACUUCAUACUUGCGAUGAUGUCAUUGAUCUUGCUGAAAAAUUGCAAGUUGUGAAGAAGUGCAUAGACUCAGUUGCAACUAAAUCAAGCACUGAUCCCGAUGUAUUUGGCUGGCCUGUCGCCCAGUAUGGUGGUCCCACACAGAGUCGUGGAGGGAGCUUCUUGUGGAAUGGUAUUAGCACUGGAGCAAGGCCAAGAAAUUGCAGUUCAGAUUGGUGGUAUGAUGAUGUGUCAUGCUUAAGCCUUCCAUUAUACAAGAAGGUAAUCUCAGCUAUGGAAUACCGAGGCGUCAAUCAGGACAUUAUUGUUGGAUCCCUUAACCAUUAUGCCAAAAGGCGUUUACCUGGUCUGAAUCGGCGCAAAAGCAUUAGCGAUGUCAGUAACUGCCUUUCAGUGUCAACUUUAACCGCCAUGCCUUCUGAAGAGGAGCAAAGGUAUCUUCUUGAGGAGAUUGAUAGGCUGUUACCUUUCCAAAGGGGUGUUACAUCUUGCAAGCUGUUAUUUGGCCUUCUGCGCACAGCGAUCUUCCUUAAAGCCAGCUCAUCCUGCAUGUCCAACUUGGAGCGUCGGAUAGGUUUGCAGCUUGACAAGGCCACUCUGGAAGAUCUUCUGAUAACAAACAUGUCUGAAUCUAUUGAAAUGCUCUAUGAUGUGGAUUGCGUACAUAGGAUUCUUGACCACUUCUUGGCAAUGGAUCAAGAAACUGGUGGAGCUUCUCCUGGCAUUGGCGAGGAUGGGCACCUAUUGGCUUCUCCAUCUCUAUUGCCGAUUACUAUGGUUGCUAAGUUGAUCGACGGCUACCUAGCUGAAGUUGCACCAGAUGCCAACCUAAAGUUGCCAAAGUUUCGGUCUUUGGCUGCUGCCAUACCAGACUAUGCUCGGCCAAUAGAUGAUGGACUUUAUCGCGCCGUUGACAUCUAUCUGAAGGCUCAUCCCCAUCUGUCGGAAUCGGAGAAGGAAGAGCUUUGCCGGGUGAUGGACUGCCAGAAGCUCUCCCUGGAGGCUUGCACCCACGCGGCGCAGAACGAGCGUCUCCCCCUGCGGGUCAUCGUGCAGGUCCUCUUUUUCGAGCAGCUCCAGCUCCGGAGCUCCAUCGCCGAGUGCCUGAUGAUCUCCGAGAACCUUGAGGGCGGCUCGAGGCAGCUCGGCAUGCCAACCUCUAGUGAGCAACACCGCGGCGGCGUGGGCUGGCCCCUGGCCGCCAGGGAGAACCACGCCCUGCGCGAGGGCAUGGACGGCAUGAAGCAGCGGGUGGCCGAGCUGGAGAAGGAGUGCUCCACCAUGCGGGAGGAGAUCGCGAGGCUGGGCCGCAGCAGGAGCGCCGGCAAGAGCAGGCUGUUCUCCCUCGGCGCGAAGCCACAGAUCUGCAGCACCGCCAAGGAUGCUACCCCCGCAAAGGCGACAAUGGCAAGCGACGACGACAAGCUGGCCGUGGUGAAAGCUGAUGCCACGCCCCGGCUGAAGCUGAGCAGACACAAGAAGAACCUGUCCAUAGAGGCCUAGCGGCUCCAUCGUUUGUGUUACUCUGUACUCUUGAGUUGCUGUUUUGCUGGUGAACUUGUUAGAUGCUUUUUACAUACCACCACCACCUGUGAACGAAGAACUGGAAGAAGAAAAUGAGUUGUUGAGACCUCAUUCUAAGUUUUUGACAGACACCCUGUAUAUUACACGCGCAUGGCCAUGGUGGCACCGGUAACAUCUUGUAUCAUGUGUCUCUAGGAUUGCUAGUCAAUCUUGUA
This is a messenger RNA of Triticum dicoccoides, 2815 nucleotides long. Its product is annotated as BTB/POZ domain-containing protein At1g30440-like. Gene Ontology annotation, molecular function: protein binding. Bases 648 to 2579 code for a protein of 643 amino acids. NCBI's taxonomy places the organism in Eukaryota, Viridiplantae, Streptophyta, Magnoliopsida, Poales, Poaceae. The record is from RefSeq and is a predicted model, not a curated record. The transcript is spliced from 4 exons.